Numida meleagris (helmeted guineafowl) is the source of this 1405-nucleotide messenger RNA. RefSeq names its product A-kinase anchor protein 8-like. The record is from RefSeq and is a predicted model, not a curated record. Bases 109 to 1191 code for a protein of 360 amino acids. Lineage: Eukaryota; Metazoa; Chordata; Aves; Galliformes; Numididae. Gene Ontology annotation, molecular function: DNA binding; protein kinase A regulatory subunit binding. Gene Ontology annotation, cellular component: nucleus; nuclear matrix. The transcript has 6 exons.
GGGGGCGGGCGGAGAACCCCUUGCGACCAAUGAGCGCGGCGGGGAGGCGGGGCGGCGCCGCCGGUACCGUUGGGCGCAGAGGCGGCGGCGGGCGGCGGCGCCGCCAUUAUGAGUUACUCAGGCUAUGGAGACUGGAACUCUGGGACAAACAGAGGGUACGAGAACUACAAUUAUGGCUACGGCUACGGGCAGGACAACUCAGGCAACUAUGGCUAUGGCAUGGCUGCCUCCAACUCGUGGGACAUGGGCAACUCGGACAUGGACAUGAACCCGGAUGGUGCCGGCAGUGCCGACACUGUCAUUGCCAAAAUGAACCAGCGCCUGGACAUGGUGUCCCACCUGGAUGCUGACAGCAUGCAGGGGGGGCACUACGGCUCCGGCGGGGACCGGAAUGCAACCUGCUUUAAACACUUAGGUGCUUUAACAAUUCAAGAAGAGAUCAGUCAAAUCAAACGCAAAUUACAGGCGGGCAAGAAAACUCAAGAGAGGCAGAAGAAGAGGCACCGGGAUCGCAUGGUGGAAAGUCCCCCCACGCAGGCCAUGAUGGAGCAGUCCAAGAAAUCCUCGCUGGUCGUGGCCAGGAGCAUUCUGAACAACAAGCUGAUCAGCAAGAAGCUGGAGCGCUACCUGAAGGGUGAGAAUCCUUUCACGGAUGACCCCGAGGAAAAAGAGGAGCACGAGGAGGGAGAAGGGGGAGCGGCUGGGAACGCGGAGGAAGGGACGGCGGAAGGAGCAGAGGAAAACAAGGACGAGGAGGAGAAUCUGGAGGAAGAGAAUCUGGACGAUGAGAACAAGGAGGAAAACGCGGGCGGCGAGAACAAGGAGGAAGAGAAUUUAGAGGACGGGAACAAAGAGGAAGAAAUUUUAGGUGAUGAAAACAAAGAGGAGGAAAAUCAGGAGGAUGAAAGCAACGCUCCCAAGGAGAACCCAGAAGGAGGCGAAAAAGAGGAGGGGGGAGAAAAGGGGACGGAGAUAGAAACUGAGGCCCAGGCAGAAGCACAAGAGGUGGAGCCGGGUGCAGGGAGCAGGGAGGAGGAGGAGGAGGAGGAGGAGGAGGAAGGCUGGCAGCCCGCAGGGGAAUCGCGACCCGAGGAAGAAGAGCGGCAGCAAGCAGGAGGCGAAGAGGAGGAGGAGGAGGAGGAAGAGAGUGAGGAAGCCGCUGCUGCUCCCGAGGACGAGGACGCGGCGUAAAUGAAGGCUGGAAGGGAAAGGUGACGCCUGAAAGAACUGGGAUCUUUUUCUUUUUUUUUUUUUUUAAAAAAAAAAAACAACGUUGAAAAGCAGCGUUAACUGUAUCUGUGAAUUUCAUAGCACAUGUUGAGUUCCCGUUCCACUAAACCCACGUAAGGCAGUGGAAGCCUUUACCUGUAAAGUGAUUGGGGGAAAUAGAUUCUUAUUUUAUUUG